GUAUCAAUCAGCGAUGCUGAAGAAGUCCAUAGCUACCUGACAUAGCUUUCUCGGCCCCUUUUCAGGCCUCCCUCAGACAAUGCAACAUGCCAAGGACUUAUUUCUCCCGUGUCUCCUAGUCUUCUACUAUUCUCUAGGCCGGUGGUGUUCCCUUGACUAGCUGCAGCUAAUCAACUAAUCACGGCCGAUCAUGCAUCUCCAAGCGCCCUCGUAGCCGCCGGGGUCUCGACGCUGCAUCUCAGAGGCCAGUUCCUUGUUUCCCCUCGUUUGAUGCCUAUAUAUAUCAGAAUGUCCGAUUUUUAUCCCUCCUGCUCCCCGCGCUUCUCCUGUCUCUACAUUUUCCCCUCGUAGCCCAAUUCUGCCACUAUCCAACAGGUCACCAUGCCUCCGAUGCAGGGUGAAGAGCGUGUGCUGACCGUUUUUGCCGACAUUCAUUACUAUUUCACAGCCCCCACCCCCAAGCCUUUGCAUCAUCGGUUUGAUAAAGGCUCAUACCUCUAUCUUUACUACAAUGCCACCCAGCAGAAGAUACGGAUUGAGGUAGCCAACAACCCAGGCGCCCCCGAACAAGACUCGUUCAAUGGAGCCCUCGACCGGGUUCAUGUCCGCCAUUCGACCAGGUUCCCGUCUCUAUGUACAUUAACGGUGGAUGGGCAAGUGCAACCUCAGGGACAAGCCUUUCCCCCGCCCCCAGGUGCCGAUGCCUACGAAUGGCUACUGCCAAGUGGUGAUCCUCGUGAGCAGAGCGACGACCUUUUGCUUCUUCACACGUUGGACAUCUAUUUUUGGACGUCUGACGACGCAGGCAAGUUUCUGGACUUGAUUGAGCGCUGUCUUUCCCGCUCCCAGAUAGAGACAGACCGGCAACCGCUUCCACCUCCGCCGCAAACCACGGCCACGAGUACGGUAGUUCAACAGCUAGAAAACGUGGCGAUAACAGAUCCCGCUUACCAGAACGGUCAAACCCGGAAUUCUCAAUCCAGAGCGAGUAUCGCAAAUCCUAUUGUGCCCAACUUCCAAUCGAUGAUAGUACCCGGCUCUCUCCCCCCUCCACCUCCGCUCAACGGACCUCCGUCAUCAAACGUCGGACGAGGGCCCUCGGUCGAUGAACCGAAAGACCCGGCGCAAUUCACUCCUUUACCGUAUAAUCCCGCUGCGCCCGCCGCCCCCGAGCCGAUUCAGCAUCGCGAGAAAACCCCUCCGCCAGUCGACGGUGCUGACGGAACCGGGCUCGCAGCCGCUGUGGCUGCCGACAACGGCGUUCCUUACAAUCCUCCAUCUCAGCUCUCGGGCGUAGGAAGUUUCGCACCCCCUCCUACUCAAGGAUUACCUUUUUCGAUGCCGGGAAACUAUGCCUCGCCACCUCCAAGCGCAGGGCUCACUCACUCUGGGUCUUUUUCUUCUCGGUCCUCCAUCCAGAGUCCACCGGGAGCUCCGUCAUACACACCCUCGUUCCCUGCCGGCACCAAUCAAACCGCCACUACACCUCCUGUCCAGAUGUCUUUUGCACCACCCCCCAAAGACCCCAACGCGCAUCUCUACGGUCAAACGCAAAAUCAAAAUCCCUACGGAUCGCAGCCUCAAGUCCAGCCUCAAGUCCAGCCUCAAGUCCAGCCGACCUCACCUCCGCCUCCGGUAGGUGGUUACUCAAACUACUCCUACGAACAAGCACCAAGGCGUCAAUCUACGAAUAGCGAAUACGACAUUCAUAAGCAGAUGUAUCGACCCACGGAAGCAGAGGCUGCCUCUCAUCAUCAAAAGUAUGCCCAGCAAGCUGUGCAGAACCCCGGACAACGGCCUCGAAAGCUGGAGGACAGUGCCUCGCGAUUCGAAGGUGGUGUGAAUAGAUUUCUGAAGAAGCUGGAGAAGAAGCUAUGAAUGUUAGUUGUUGAUACGGAUGGGGUCUUUACUUUGAUGUCUAUUUCCUUUUUAUUUCUCCGGAGUUUGGUUUUUAUUCGUAUGCUCUUUCAUGGUGAAUGUACGGCAGAAUGUACGAGAGUCAGGCAUGUAGUGCAAAUAUCCAAGUCAGACUGCUUCCUAAAGAC
This is a messenger RNA of Aspergillus steynii IBT 23096, 2045 nucleotides long. RefSeq lists its product as uncharacterized. The record is from RefSeq and is a predicted model, not a curated record. Bases 382 to 1878 code for a protein of 498 amino acids. NCBI's taxonomy places the organism in Eukaryota, Fungi, Ascomycota, Eurotiomycetes, Eurotiales, Aspergillaceae. The transcript has 3 exons.